AUGUGUUCCAUGAAUGAACUUAAUGCCAGAGAUAGCGGAUUUCUAGUAAACGGAGAACUCAAAAUUGUUGUCGAGAUAGAGGUUCUUGACGUUAUUGGCAAAUUAGAUGUGUCAGGGGAAGCUUCAACAAUAACGGAAACCAUAGAUGUUAAUGGGUUUCAACUUGUUCCUUCACAGGUGGAAUCCGCGAGGCGUAUAUUUGAAAGACACCCGGAGAUUGCCUCUGAAUUCCGUCCAAAGAAGCCAAAUCUUAGGACAGCUUACAUGAGUUUGCUACUCAGUUUGAUUGAGACUAUGUGCAUGCUACCUCAGGAAGUCUCCAAGGAUGAUCUCUCUAAUGCAUAUGUUGCAUUGGGAUCCAUGAGAGAUGCAGAGUUUAAAUUGGAUUGGUUGGAGAAGAAACUUGAUGAGAUGUCAGAAAAGAAGGAGAAAGAGGAAGUUGGUGAGACUCGGAUGCAAGAAAUGGGGAAAGAGUUGAAGGACUUGAAGCUGAAGUGCUCAGAUCUCGAAGCUCAGCUGGAGAAGGAAAAGGAAGAGGUUUUGGCUGCAAAAGCUCCUAUCUCAUUCGAUGAUGUUGUUUAA
Molecule: messenger RNA, 582 nt
Organism: Arabis nemorensis
Lineage: Eukaryota; Viridiplantae; Streptophyta; Magnoliopsida; Brassicales; Brassicaceae
Source: the annotation of a GenBank genome assembly